Messenger RNA from Haplochromis burtoni (Burton's mouthbrooder), 3716 nucleotides. RefSeq names its product H6 family homeobox 4 (gene hmx4). Bases 203 to 991 code for a protein of 262 amino acids. Lineage: Eukaryota; Metazoa; Chordata; Actinopteri; Cichliformes; Cichlidae. Gene Ontology annotation, biological process: regulation of transcription by RNA polymerase II. Gene Ontology annotation, cellular component: nucleus. The transcript has 2 exons. Gene Ontology annotation, molecular function: DNA-binding transcription factor activity, RNA polymerase II-specific; RNA polymerase II transcription regulatory region sequence-specific DNA binding. The record is from RefSeq and is a predicted model, not a curated record.
GCCAAUCAGCAAGAACACAGCGCUCCAUCCUGUGUGUGUAGCAGCGACGCGUACAGAGCACAGCCAGCCCAGCAGGCUCUGCUCAGUGACUGCUGCUAUGGUGUAUCGAGACGAAGUGGUGAGAUUAACGUCCCGGUUUAGAGUUAAGGACGAAUAGACUCCAGGAAGUAAACAAGAGAGGACUUGGAGCGACUUGGAGAAUAUGAACAAAGCAGAAGCACCACGUCGCCCGACCGCCUCUCUAAAAUUCACUAUCGACAACAUCCUCAACCUCAAGACAAGCGGCAGUAACUGUGACACUUGUCAAUCCGCCGGAUCGCAGGAUGAACUGGCCACAGCGAUGCGUAAAGACAGUUUUCAUCACGAAGAGAAAGGAACUCAAGCCAGACAGGACCCGGACAGGCUCAACGACAGUGAGUUAAUCACAGACUGUAGCGGAUCAACGGAAACGGUCGUCAUCAGCCGCGGGAAUCAGAGGAAGGUGACGGAGGCGCGCUUCGAGAGCGGGGACAGCAGUUGCGAUGACAGCAGCUCUCCCACCGCAGCCACAGACCCCCACAAAGGAGGGAGCCCAGGCAAGAAGAAUAAAAUGAUAACGAAAAAGAAAACACGCACUAUUUUUUCAAAGAGACAGAUUUUUCAGCUGGAGUCUACUUUUGACAUGAAACGUUACCUGAGCAGCGCAGAGCGUGCCUGCCUUGCCAGUUCGUUGCAGCUCACGGAGACCCAGGUAAAAAUAUGGUUUCAGAACCGUAGGAAUAAAUUGAAAAGACAAAUUUCUAACGAAAUCGAGGGACCAGUUAGCGAUUUCCCCGAGACUGGAAAGCCUGUGGUGGUGGGGCAACUCCCGGCUUUGUACAAAGAGAGCAACCUGCUGGGGAGAUGCCUGCUGCCCGUGCCUCUGCCCGUGGUCUACCCGGGAAGUAGCACGCCUUACCUCUGCUUCUCAAACGCCAGCAAGUACUUCAGCCUGUAUGAAGGGGACGUAUGAUGCUUUUAACAAUUCCCUGCAGUGAAAGAGACACUUUUAGUGGUUUGUUGCCAACUUUGAAGCAUUUAAGGUGGUUUAGAUGGAGGAGACGGCUCUGCGGCCUUAACUGUUGAUUAAGACUGCAACUACAGUGGCAGGGGAGUAGUUACAUAUCACAUACAAAUAAGCGGAUUCAGUAUUAUUUAUUUUCAGUCAUCUGUGGGUUUUGUAGAGGCCUGACACGAAACCUAUUGUUACACAUAGCCCUGUACAGAUCAAUCUCAGGCUACGCUAAUGAUAGCCCGAGGGAGGCCCAAAACAAUAUCAUUUAGAUCAUUUUAUUGUUUACAUUAUUAUUGUUAUUAUUGACAAAAGCAUAUCCAGCAGCCUAAGCCACCAAAGAAAUUAUUAUAUCCGAUUUGCAUGCAUUUCCUAUAUCAUAAAUGAAUUUUGAAUUUUACUGAAAUUAUCUUUGUAUUUAAAUGAAUGUAAUUAACAUUUUAUUCUGUUUCACGCAUGUGUUUUGUUUUUCUGAAUAUUUUAUCAUUCUUACUUUGUUUCACGUUUGCCUGUGGGCCCAUUACAUCUUUUAUUGAAAUUGUAAUUAAAAUAUCUUCAAGAAAUAUUUCACAGAAUUGAUUCAGUAUUUUGCAGUGACCCUUGUUUUUCGGACAUAAAUUGUAUAUAGUUUCACAAAACUGUAUAUAAUAUGCUAUGGAUGCAGUUGUUGGUUAAUUAAUUUUCUCAAUAUCUUUGUUAAGAGGAUUCUGUAGGACCUAUUGACUGAAAAGAAAUAAAAAACACAGCUGCAAAAAGGUAAAUCAUGCAAAAGCGUAAACAUGUGGCCUCUGUAAAAACCACUCAAUGUAAAUUUGUUUUAAAUUACACCAGGCUGCUGUAUCCUAACCUCUAUGGGUGAAAGGACAAGGCUUAGGCAAAAUAGUGGCACACUAACAUAGAUAAUUUGUUAAAUUUGGAGGGCAGUACUUUAUACUACAUUCAUUUUAAAUACCUUACAGCCAGCUGAAUAUUAUUAUUAUACUGAGUCAUAAAAGACAAACCAUGGAGUAACAACCUCAGUAUGUCUGGGAAAAAAAGUGUCACUUUUAUCUUCAACUGAAUAAAAAAAACGGCAUAUUAGAGGCAUAACUACAAAUGACAGUAAAUGAAAUUGGCAAUACAAUGUGAGACUAAUUCUGUUUUACCUUAAGAAAAAAACUGUUUACAUUGAAGCAAAGUGGUUACACAUUCAGACAUUCCCUUCUGUUUCUGUAGGUAAAUACUUCAGGUUACACUUGGUUACGAUGUGCUAUAUCAGAGGAGAAAUAACAUGAGACUAAUCUUGUAACUUGCUGAGAAACUAAAAUAUUUUGGAAAACUUUUGACCCAAAGAUGUAGAGCUGACAGAUGUAGAUAUGAGGUGAAGCUCCUCCUUCCCCAUUUGGUUAUGACAGAAAGCCUACCUAAAUUUUCCUUCUGUCCAGCGCUCAGUGUGCAAACCAAUGUACACAUAUCUCCAGCAUGACUUUAAGCAUACACAAUGGGAAGCUUUUCGCCCACUCCCGUGAAGCCAAGCCAAGGCUCUUUCCUUUUGAGUUAACUUCUUUUGUGUCAGCUGUAUUAGCAAGGGGAUAUUUACACCCAGGACUCCAGAGUGAAUUAAUGCACUUCCCCCAAAACAGAAACAAGGCUAUCUGCUUUCUGGAGUUCUUAUUUCUGAGAUAAGAUGUCUUAGCUGUUUAAAUUAUAUAGCUAACAAGAAGGAAAAUAAAAAGAGAAAGUAACUGGUAAUGAUCCCUAACUACAGCAAGUAACAUGUUUUCUAAAUGGCGAUAUAAUAUGCAUUUUCAGAAUUUAAAGUAUGCCUUGUGGUAUACCUAACAAGGUAUAAAACGAUAGUCAUUGUCUAAUACUUGUCUUCUGUUAAAGGAAAAAAUGAUGCAAAAUAAUGUAAAAAAAUUAAAUCUAGAUUUAAGAUUUAUAGUGUUUUUACUAAAAAAAACAAGUAACAUUUGUCUGCAAAAUAUCUUAAAACACUGUGAUGGUGUUUCACAGGGUAACAUUGUGAUGUUUCAAAUCUUAUGAUUUUCCCAAGACCAAAGAUAAUUUGUUAUUUCACUGAUGCCCACAGGGAGUCUGAGUGUGCCACAAGCAUAAUACCCUUGACUUAGACUAAGUGGUCCAUCACAGACAACAGAAGAAAACAUAAUUGAAAACAAUAAUUUGUCAAAAACAAUAAUGCCAUUUUCUCCACUAACAAAAAUUCUCGCUCUGCAUUGAAUGAGCUGAAAGUGAGCUAACCUUAUCAGUACUGCCCUUUGACCCCCACGGGGCACUUUGCCAAAACACUUAACCUGCACAUUUAUAAUAGCAUAGGCCUAAAUCAUACCGAGUAAUCUAUUCUAUCUACUACGGAGGUAUAAUCACAUAGUUAAAAUGAAGUUACUUAAGAGAAAAACAGGACACUAUGUGUUCAUUACCGAUCCUCUGUGGCAAAUAAAGGAAUCUCAGAGGCAUUCACAUCUAUCAUUGUGUGUGAUUCAGACAUCGACUCCAUCGAGUGUGUGUGUUCACUGAAGAAAAGAGGCCUGUUAUGUCUGGCAGGCUGUCUCGUGUUUCAGAGCUGCUGGAGAGUCACACUGCUCAGUACCCACAAUCCCCAGCGGCUACCAGCUCAGACAUGACGGCGGACUGUCAAGAUACGAGGUGUGGCCAAAUGGUAUAUUAUUAACAUUCAAGCCAUAGU